This is a messenger RNA of Chanos chanos (milkfish), 1344 nucleotides long. It is a transcript of the gene entpd5a, whose product is annotated as ectonucleoside triphosphate diphosphohydrolase 5a. Lineage: Eukaryota; Metazoa; Chordata; Actinopteri; Gonorynchiformes; Chanidae. The transcript has 13 exons. Gene Ontology annotation, molecular function: hydrolase activity. The record is from RefSeq and is a predicted model, not a curated record. The coding region runs from base 1 to 1344 and encodes 447 amino acids.
AUGCCUCAGCAGAUGUUGCUCCUAUCCAUGGUAUCCAUGUGGCUUUUAGCCGGCUACUUCCUUGCGGAGGCAACAUACUACCAUCCCCGCGACUACAACCACCAUCUCGACUAUAAUCAGCAUGUCAAUAUGGACAAUCAGCUGCCACCCGAGGUUGAGGUCGAGAUCCCCCCUCACCCAGCUAACUUCAGCCGAACAUUCUACGGCGUCAUGUUUGAUGCUGGAAGCACUGGUACCCGCAUCCACAUCUACAAGUUCAUCCAGAAGGACCCAGUUGAGUUGCCGGUGCUUGACAAUGAGAUGUAUCAUGCGGUGAAACCUGGCCUGUCAGCGUAUGCAGAUAUGCCUGAAGUGGGUGGUGACACCAUCCGGCAGCUUUUGAAAGUGGCGAAGAAAACAGUUCCCAAAGAAGACUGGAAGAGGACCCCAGUGGUCUUGAAAGCCACAGCUGGACUCCGAUUGCUGCCUGAAGAGAAAGCCCAAGCCCUUCUGAGGGAGGUUAAAGACGUAUUUAAUGAGUCGCCUUUUUUUGUGCCGAACAACAGCGUCUCCAUCAUGGAUGGCAGAAAUGAAGGCGUCUUGGCAUGGGUAACAGUGAACUUUUUGACAGGACACUUGUAUGCCAAGAGCAGGAGAACGGUUGGCAUUUUGGACUUGGGUGGAGGAUCUACUCAGAUCACUUUCCUUCCAAAAUCUAAGAAAACUGUGCUGAACGCUCCACCAAACUAUAUUGCUAGAUUCAACAUGUUCAACAACACAUAUGAGCUCUACACCCACAGUUACCUUGGAAAUGGACUCAUAGCAGCUCGACUGGCUACCCUCGGGGCACUUGGUGCUGAUGGUCUUGACUGGAAGGUUUUCACCAGCUCCUGCCUACCCAAGAAGUUCAGAGAAGACUGGACCUUUGGUGGGAUCACUUACAAAGUCAGUGGUAUCCCAGAUGGUUAUGCUGGUUAUAAGCUGUGUUACCAUGAGGUAAUGCGAGUGAUAAAAGGGAUUAUACACCAGCCUUACGAGGUGAAGGGAAGCAGCAUUUUCUACGCCUUCUCCUACUAUUAUGACAGAGCUGUGGAGUCUGGCCUCAUUGAUGGUAGCCGAGGUGGCGUCGUAGAGGUCAGAGAUUUCAAGAAGAGGGCUAAGGAAGUGUGCAACAAGAUGACCAAAUACCGUCCCAUCAGCCCUUUCCUCUGCAUGGACAUGACAUAUAUCACCUGUCUCCUGAAAGAGGGAUUUGGCUUUAAGGACAGCACUAUGCUACAGCUCACGAAGAAGGUGAACAACGUUGAGACGAGCUGGGCCUUGGGCGCUACUUUCGAUCACUUCCAAAACCUGAACAUCCACUAA